Galeopterus variegatus (Sunda flying lemur) is the source of this 270-nucleotide messenger RNA. RefSeq names its product PYD (pyrin domain) containing 1 (gene PYDC1). NCBI's taxonomy places the organism in Eukaryota, Metazoa, Chordata, Mammalia, Dermoptera, Cynocephalidae. Bases 1 to 270 code for a protein of 89 amino acids. The transcript is spliced from 2 exons. The record is from RefSeq and is a predicted model, not a curated record.
AUGGGGGGAAAGCGAGACGCCAUCCUGGAGGGGCUGGAGAACUUGACCGCGGAUGAGUCGAAGAAGUUCAAGCUGAAGCUGGGGGCGGCGCGGCUGCGCCAGGGCUUUCGGAACAUCCCGCGGGGGGUGCUCGGGCCGCUAGACACCGUGGACCUCACUGACAAGCUGGUCGCCUUCUACUGCGAGGAGUACCGCGCCGAGCUCACGGCAGUCGUACUGCGUGACACGGGCAUGCAGGAGGAGGCGACGCGGCUUCAGGGGGCUACGUGA